CCGGCAGCUCCCCUGAUGCUGCGGGGUGGCUCUGCCCACUCAGGAACCUCCCAGAGGUGGGACCACACGUGGUGCCCCCUGUGCCCAGCUGCUGCAGUGCCACCACACAGCUCCUAUCUGCUCCGCUCAGCGCAGGGCAGAGCCGUGGCCACAGGGGUGUGGGGGCCAGGAACCUGGGGUGCAGACCCGACCACCUCACUUACAGAUGGGGAGACAGGGCCCGAGAGAGGAACGGGCCCCGACCCCCGACCCGCCAUCCAGUGCUCUGGCCGUGGCCCGGCGGGGACGUGUUGCUCUCCCGUAGACCUCGGACCUCGGCGUCGUUUCUUCAGCGUACUUGAGGUGGCCCGCUGGGAGCACAGGACCCGCAAGCUGAGCAGGGCCUUCCGGUCCCCGCACCUCGCCUGCUACUUCCUGGGUGGUGCCAUCCUCCUCCUGAACGUGCUGCGCUCCCACUGCUUCACACAGGCCAUGCUGAGCCAGCCCCAAAUGGAGAGCCUGGACAACCCCACCGCCUACCGCCUGGGCCUGGCGUUCCUGGGGGUGGGCGUCGUGCUCGUGCUGUCCAGCUUCUUUGCACUGGGGUUCACCGGCACCUUCCUUGGUGACUACUUCGGGAUCCUCAAGGAGGCGAGAGUGACCUCGUUCCCCUUCAACGUCCUGGACAACCCCAUGUACUGGGGCAGCACGGCCAACUACCUGGGCUGGGCCCUCAUGCACGCCAGCCCCUCGGGCCUGCUGCUGGCCGCCGUGGUGGGCCUCAUCUACAUGGUCGCCAUCCUGUAUGAGGAGCCCUUCACCACGGAGAUCUACCAGCGGAAAGCCUCCGAGUCCCACAGGAGAAGCUGACAGCCGCGGCCUUGCUGGCCCAAGGGCCAGGACCUGUGGGGACAAGGACGUCUGGUCACAGCUCGGGGCCCGUGCCCAGCCUGGGCCGCUCCAGUGCCUUGGAAGUGCUGCCUUGGGGCCCUGGACACGCUGCGUGUGGCUACUGAGCCCCCGCCCCGCCACGUCCCCACUCCCCAAUAAAGGCCCCUGCCCCAGCC
Tupaia belangeri chinensis (Chinese tree shrew) is the source of this 1046-nucleotide messenger RNA. RefSeq names its product phosphatidylethanolamine N-methyltransferase (gene PEMT). The coding region runs from base 16 to 849 and encodes 277 amino acids. The record is from RefSeq and is a predicted model, not a curated record. Lineage: Eukaryota; Metazoa; Chordata; Mammalia; Scandentia; Tupaiidae. Gene Ontology annotation, biological process: phosphatidylcholine biosynthetic process. The transcript is spliced from 6 exons. Gene Ontology annotation, molecular function: phosphatidylethanolamine N-methyltransferase activity.